Messenger RNA from Rhizophagus irregularis DAOM 181602=DAOM 197198, 750 nucleotides. The record is from RefSeq and is a predicted model, not a curated record. NCBI's taxonomy places the organism in Eukaryota, Fungi, Glomeromycota, Glomeromycetes, Glomerales, Glomeraceae.
UUUUUUUUUGAAAGAACAAAUUGGAUCGAACAUUCUAUGGGUGUUUCUUUAUCAUUCUUUACUUUAGACUUUUUUGGUAAGUUUAUUUUGGGUAAGUCCGAAUUAUAUUCCAUACUACUAAUUUUAUACAAAUACUGCAAUAACUGUAACGUAAAAUUAUAACAUUUGAUUUUUUAAUUUAUAUUUUAUAUUAAUUGGAUCGUAACAACCAUUCCAAUUAUUUGAGGAGAUUUUUUUUUGUGUCUAAACAAAUUAUUUAGAAUAUUCUGGAUGCUCCAAAAUUUUCUUCUCGAAUCGGGAUUUUAAUUCCGUAUACAACUCCGUAUAAGCGCACACAAACUUUUCGAAUUCCGAAAUCUUGGCGCGCGUUAGAUCACAAAAAUUUUUGAAAGUUGAAACAUUAUUAAUUUACUACACUAGGUCACGACGGAAUUACUCUUCCGACAAUCCAAUAAUACAGUAUAAAAAAAACCCAAGAAUUUAAAUACUGCAGAUCUACCAUAUUAUAUCACGUGUAAGAAGGAGUUGUUCUCCGAUGUGCCCGAUGUGCCCUAGGGCACUGGUCCAGUGCCAUGUAUUGUCUCACAUUUGUAUGUUCAAACAUGCACUUUUUACACCUUUUACACUAAUUAAAAAAAAACAUUAUUUGAUCUAUAAUACAAACAAAUUUUUAUUAUUAUUUUGGUUUUCUACCAAAGUUUUAAGAAUUAUAAAUAAAGAAGGAAAAUAGAAUAUAAGAUUCGAAUUGUG